Messenger RNA from Menidia menidia (Atlantic silverside), 969 nucleotides. NCBI's taxonomy places the organism in Eukaryota, Metazoa, Chordata, Actinopteri, Atheriniformes, Atherinopsidae. The record is from the annotation of a GenBank genome assembly.
AUGGCAGCAGAGCUAUCGACUUCCAUAAACAUCAAGGAGCCCCGCUGGGACCAGGGCACAUUUGUAGGUCGAGCCAAACAUUUCUUCACUGUCACAGAUCCCAGGAAUAUCCUCCUAACCAAUGAACAACUAGAACACGCACACAAAGUAAUCACUGACUACAGGAAAGGCAUAGUCUCUCCAGACCUGACAGAAGAUGAGCUGUGGAGAGCCAAAUAUGUUUUUGACUCAGCCUUCCACCCCGACACCGGAGAGAAGAUGAUCCUGAUCGGCCGUAUGUCUGCACAGGUUCCAAUGAACAUGACCAUCACCGGGUGCAUGAUGACCUUUUACAAGACGACUCCAGCUGUGCUGUUUUGGCAGUGGAUCAAUCAGUCCUUCAAUGCAAUUGUCAACUACACCAACAGGAGCGGUGAUGCCCCCAUCACUGUGAGUCAGCUUGGCACAGCUUAUGUGUCUGCCACCACUGGGGCAGUGGUCACCGCUCUAGGACUAAAUGCACUAACAAAGCAUGUUUCUCCUCUGUUUGGACGCUUUGUUCCAUUUGCUGCCGUCGCUGCUGCUAACUGUAUCAACAUCCCUCUGAUGAGACAAAGAGAGCUUCAACAUGGUAUUCCUGUAACAGACGAAAACGACAACAGGUUAGGGGAGUCGACUAAAGCUGCACAACAGGCAAUCUCUCAGGUGGUGGUGUCCAGGAUCCUCAUGGCCUCCCCAGGAAUGGCAAUCCCACCAUUUUUGAUGAACCAUCUGGAAAAGAAGGCCUUUCUGAAGAGGUUCCCAUGGAUGAGCGCACCCAUUCAAGUGAGCUUGGUGGGAUUUUGCCUGGUGUUUGCCACUCCUCUGUGCUGCGCACUAUUCCCUCAGAAGAGCUCCAUGUCAGUCAGCCGCCUGGAGCCGGAGCUGCAGGAGAAAAUCCGGGCCAGCCAUCCCGGAGUGGAGAGGGUCUACUUCAACAAAGGGCUAUGA